AUGUACUUUUUAUUACUGAUUUCAUGUAUACUGGCAUAUUCAUGCAGCUCAAACAAUGGACAGUUCUCUUGUUCCAGCAACGACAUAUCAAUGAAAGCAUCUGCAGAGGAAUCAAGAUGGCAAACGCCGCCACGUGGCAGCCCAGAUUGGUAUGCAAGUUAUCAGGGAUACUCCCAUGUAGUUGGGUAUGCUCGAGUUCAAUACACUUCCACUGAAAGAACGGCAGCGAUUGUCACAGUAGUUCCAACAGUGAAUCCAAAAUAUAACAUCAAAAAGAUCACAUACGAAUACAAUGGUGUCGCCUCAGACUCUGAAGUGUACCAAGUCUCUAAAGAGACACUCCCAACUGAGGACUUGAAGAUUAAAGUGAUUGUACAUAUGGACAACGAAGAGACUGAAUACAUCAACUUGGAACCCCUCGACUUCGUCUGGAGUAUUCCAGCAGCCAAUUUACCAUCUAACUAUCAAAAAGGACAGAAGGGUGGUAUCGUCGAGAUGUUUGGAUGGCCAUUUGAAGAUAUUGGAAAGGAGUGUGAGUUCAUGGGCAAAGCUGGGUGGCUUGCAGUGAAAGUGUAUCCCCCACAAGAUGCAGUUCUUUCAUUUGACCAACCACAAGACAAUUUAUUGAAUCCGUGGUAUUGGGUCUACCAACCCGUCGCUUACAAGUUGACUUCGCGUAUGGGGACUCGUGCACAAUAUAGAGAGAUGGUCAAGAAGUGCCGAGCUGCAAAUGUCUUAGUGUACAACGACAUGGUCUUGAAUCACAUGUCUGGUGGAGGAAAUGAUGUGUUGAAUCACUGCAAUGGAGGGACAUUCUGGGGACCAAAACAGUCCUUUACCAACUCGCCGUAUUAUACAUUAGGAUUUACAUAUGGCACAGACAAGUACACUGGUAAAAUCAACACCGCUGAAUAUCCUGGUGCUGCUUAUGGCCCAUUACACUUCCACUGUGAAAAAGCACUCAGUUCUUGGAAUGAUGGAUUUUUGUUAAAUUCGGGAUAUCUCUCUGGUUUGACUGAUUUGGCCACUGAGGAUGAUUAUGUCAGAGACAGAAUAGCGACUUGGAUAGUCGAGAACUUGGGAGCGGGUGCUUCUGGUAUUCGUAUGGAUGCUGCCAAGCACAUUUGUCCCGAUGAUAUUGCAGCUAUCUUUGCUAAAGUGAAGAUGUACAUGGGUGGGGCUUUACCGGACGACUUCAUGGCAUAUCUUGAAGUGAUUACUGGGGGUGAGGCCGAUAUGUUAAUAUGUAAUAAUAACAACUAUGAGUACACCGAAUAUCUGACUGAGCAACUUCAGAAGGAUGGAUUGAGUGAGAGCGACAUUAUGAAGGUGAAGAUCUGGCAGAGUUGGUAUCCGAGUGAAUGGGGAAAGUGUGAAGGGACGAUUGCAUGGGAGAGACUUGUUAUAGAAAAUGAUGACCACGACCAACAGAAGCCAGGAAGUUCAUCGCGUGAUAUGCAUGACGCUGGCUCAGUUUUAGUUAAAGAGAAAGACAUUAACAGACACAGAAACUUUGAAGUCCAAUUAUUUUCAAGAACAGACAGAAAUUGGACACAUCGCUUGUUAUUAUCUUCAUUCACCCUUGUUGAUGGAUUGAAUGGAAAUGAUGGAUUCCCUGAUGGACUUUCUGACUGUUCUUUGUGCACUGGAAGUUAUUGUGGCAGUUGCAAAUCGAUUCCAAAGAGAGAUGCUUAUGUUGCUGAUGCUUCUGGAUACACAGUAGAAGGAUGGAGAGGCAGUGACUAUACCCGAACACAUCGAGAUGUAGAUGUUAUCAAUGCCAUGAGAGGAUGGAUGGGGUUAACUCCAAUAACAUCGAAAGAACUUGGUAUCAAAGAGUAA
Messenger RNA from Entamoeba invadens IP1, 1842 nucleotides. Its product is annotated as alpha-amylase, putative. Gene Ontology annotation, biological process: carbohydrate metabolic process. Gene Ontology annotation, molecular function: alpha-amylase activity; cation binding. The coding region runs from base 1 to 1842 and encodes 613 amino acids. NCBI's taxonomy places the organism in Eukaryota, Evosea, Mastigamoebida, Endamoebidae. The record is from RefSeq and is a predicted model, not a curated record. The transcript has a single exon.